UAUAUAUAUAUAUUUAUAUAUAUCGUUACACCUACUUAGUGAAAUUGCGAGACUUAAUACUGCUCCUUAUUUAGGUACACUUUUGGAGUAAGUCGAACUUGAAUCUAUUUACUUUUUGCAAGACCUAGACACAGGGCUUUGUGCUUUUGGAAUAUGGCUGAAGCAAAGAAAAAUAAUGUUACGAUAAAAGUUGGGAUGAUCGGAGACAGUUCAAUUGGCAAAACCUCGUUAAUGGUUACAUAUGUUCAAGGAUCGUUUGACGAAGAAAGUACUCAGACUUUAGGGGUCAAUUUUAUGGAGAAAACGAUCAGUAUUCGAAACACAGAUAUUACCUUCUCAAUUUGGGAUUUGGGUGGUCAACGAGAGUUUGUGAAUAUGCUUCCUAUGGUUUGCAAUGAUGCUGUCGCUAUUUUGUUUAUGUUUGAUUUGUCUAGAAAGUCUACUCUGAAUUCGAUAAAAGAAUGGUACCGUCAAGCCCGUGGCUUCAAUAAGACUGCUGUACCUAUCCUUAUAGGCACAAAAUACGAUCAUUUUAUGAAGUUUCCUCGGGAAGAUCAAGAGGAAAUAACAAAGCAGGCUCGUCGAUAUGCCAAAGCUAUGAAAGCAAGUUUAAUCUUUUGUUCGACAUCUCAUUCUAUUAACGUUCAAAAAAUAUUUAAAAUUGUCCUUGCUAAAGUUUUUGAUUUGAAAUGUACGAUUCCCGAAAUUAAGAAUAUCGGGGAUCCAAUUUUGGAAUACGUCGACCAUUAGCUUAAUUCUUUGGUCUUUUUUUACGUCUAAUUUCAUCACCAUAUAUCCCUCAGUUAUUUAUACUCAUUCGUUUUUUGUCUUCAUAAUCUUUAUAUCAUCCUACUUCUCAGUCAUGGCAACAAAAAUAAAAAAAUAUUCGACCCGA
Molecule: messenger RNA, 895 nt
Organism: Schizosaccharomyces octosporus yFS286
Lineage: Eukaryota; Fungi; Ascomycota; Schizosaccharomycetes; Schizosaccharomycetales; Schizosaccharomycetaceae
Product: GTPase Spg1
Exons: 5
Coding region: 154-750 (198 amino acids)
Biological process (GO): regulation of exit from mitosis
Cellular component (GO): spindle pole body
Molecular function (GO): GTPase activity; GTP binding
Source: RefSeq, a predicted model, not a curated record